ACAGCGUGAACAACCUGAAAGGUCAACAGAACCUGCUCGGACAACCGAGCUCGAAGAGAGAACCAGAGUUCUCGAAAUGGCAAUGGGAAGAAUCCUUGCCCGCUUAAUCCCUAAUGACCCCCUGAUUCCUUUGCUGAACAGGGAUGCACAACCAGCUGCGGUUGUUGCAACUAGAAACUCCCUCGCUCUAAGCAAUAUAGUAGUGCCGACCAAGCCGAGGGGAAGUGGGAAGUUGAAUAUCGAGCCCAGCUCGUCCAAAUACAGUGAAGAAUUGAUGAGAAAGAACGCAGACCUUGAAAGGCAACUGCGGGAUGUACAGAACUCCAUUGACGAGCUGAAAAGCCCCCGGUCGCAUCAGCAGACUUUGGAUUUGGAUAGUGCUCCGCUGAACCUAUCCAUCACGGCAGAGCCAUAUCAAGAGGGAUUCAAAAUUCCCCACCUAGAGACAUAUGAUGGCACGAAAGACCCGGAUGAACAUCUACACACCUAUCAAGCCAUCAUGAGGAUUCAAAACGCUAAUGAUGCCAUGAUGUGCAAAGUGUUCCCGGCGACACUGAAAUCAAUAGCCCGAAGAUGGUAUCACAAACUCCCCAGGCAUUCAAUAGAUUCAUUUUCCCAGCUCGCCAAGUCGUUCUCUAACAAAUUUGCAAGCCAAAGGGAGAUCAAGCGCACAGCAACGGAGCUGAUGCAAGUUAGCCAGAAGGAAGGGGAGUCCUUGAGGGAUUACAUGCAGCGGUUCAACAAAGCCACAUUGGACAUUGAUAAUGUCCCAGACACGAUCUGCCUGUCCGCCCUAUUGCAUGGGUUGAAGCGUGGCCGGUUCCUAGACGACCUGCUUGAAAACCCACCGAAGACGUGGAACGAGGUGAAUGACAGGUCGGCCAGCUUUAUACUAUCAGAGGACUUUCAGUCGUCUAAGCGACGAGCUGAUGAUAAGUCGAGCAGAGGCCAAGAACAACAACUGAGAAGAGAAGAAAAGAAGAAGCAGAAGGUGGGUGAGCAAUGGGGGAAACCAGCUAAGUUCCCAAAAUAUGCCAGUUACAUUCCUUUGACCUUACCCAGGUCUCAAAUCCUAGCACAAAUUCAGCACUGGGUUCGGAGACCUCCACCCCCACUACAUGACUCCCCGAGGGCAGAUAAGAGCAAGCAUUGUGACUACCACCGUGUAUAUGGUCACAAUACCGAGGACUGCCAACACUUGAAGGACGAGUUAGAGUUUUUGGCUUGUAACGGGAAGCUAGAAGGGUAUGUUCAGAAGCCUCACACCCAGCAACCCACUCAAACCCAUUUUGUGCAGGCGUAUGACCGACCUCAAGGACAGAGGUACCAGCAGGGAGGGACGCAGGAUGCAUAUCAGGAUAACCAGUAUCCUUCUGAACAGAGCAGAGCGUACCGAGGACGUCCUUUCAACAGGAGAGGGCAGGGACCGAGAACUACUGCUCCGAAUCAAAAAGACAGAAAAGGGGUAGGUUAUGCUGGGAUACCCCCACCUUCUGGUACAAUAAACAUGAUAUCGGGUGGUGUUCACUCUGGGGGCCAAAGCGCCCAAGCUCGUAAGGCAUAUGCCCGACAGGUAAUGACCAUCAACAAAAACAGACCCUUGAAACGACCGUUUGAGGAAGCAGAAUGGGAAAAUACGCCCAUCACAUUCAGCCCGGCAGAUUACAAGCGAGCAGAAGGAGAGCCGGACAUUAUGAUGCCCCACGCAAAUCCCUUUGUGACAACAGUUCAUAUAGGCAAUCAUAAUGUCAAUAAGGUGUUUAUUGACACUGGCAGUUCGCUAGAUAUCUUGUAUUGGGGUUGCUUCCAGAAGAUGCAGCUAAAUCCGAGCUCGUUGCAGAAGCACGAAGGACCAAUAUACGGGUUCGAUAACCAGCCCGUCCCUGUUGAGGGAGUUAUUACUCUUCCUAUAUAUGUGGGCUCAGAACCGCGCUUCAGGAUGGCUUCGGUCACCUUCUUGGUCUUCCCAACUCCGCAAGGGGUGGGAGUGCUGAAGGGGAACCAGAAAAUGGCCAGGGCAUGUUAUCAGGAUACGUUUAAGAAGGUUGAGCUCGCUGUAGCCCCUGGAGGAUCUGAAAGUAGUAGGCCGACUCAGCCCGGACAGCAGACAAUGAGCAUAUCGGACAUUGAGCAUAGGCCCGAGGGUGUCGAGCAGAAAGCAGAGCCGGUAGAGCCAGUGGAAACUGUUCCUUUAAACCCUGAUGUGCCGAAAAGAACAGUAAAGAUAGGCACCAAACUCACAGAAGAAGAACGAGCAGAGCUUCUGAAGUUCUUGAGGGUCAAUCAAGAUGUGUUCGCGUGGACUACUGAUGAAAUGCCUGGCAUCCCGGCAGAGUUAACAGUCCACAAACUCAGCACAGAUCCUACCAGAAGGCCGAUGGUGCAGAAACGGCGCCUUUUUGGCCCAGAGAAACAAGCCGCCAUAGACGAGGAGAUACAAAAGCUGUUACAGGCAGGUUUCAUUAGAAGAGUGGAGUACUCCGAGUGGGUGUCCAACCCUGUGCUCGUCAAAAAGCCAAAUGGCAAGUGGAGGAUGUGUAUUGAUUUCACCAACCUCAAUGAUGCGUGUCCAAAGGACCCUCAUCCCUUGCCAAACGUUGAGAAGUUAGUGGAGCGGGCAGCUGGGCAUGAACGGAUGAGUUUUCUUGACGCCAGCUCGGGCUAUCACCAGGUUCAGCUGCUGUUGGACGACCAGGAGAAAACAGCUUUCUACGCGGGGGACGCUAUCUACUGUUAUGUCAUGAUGCCAUUUGGCCUCAAAAAUGCUGAAGCAACAUACCAGAAGCUGGUGCAAAUCAUCUUUAAGCUCCAGAUCGGCAGGAACAUAGAAGUAUAUGUAGAUGACAUGAUAGUCAGCAGCGUGCGAGCUGAGGAUCACAUUAGCGACCUGGAUGAAACUUUUCAGAAUCUGCGCCGAGCACAAAUGAAGCUGAAUCCCUUGAAAUGCACAUUUGCCGUAGAGUCGGGAAAAUUCCUAGGAUACGUAGUAUCCAAGAAAGGAAUUGAGGUAAAUCCAGAAAAGGUUGAGGCCGUUCAGCAAAUGGAGCCACCAAGAACUGUCAAAGACGUGCAGCGUUUGACAGGCCGUGUUGCUGCGCUGCACAGGUUUGUAGCCAGAUCGGCAGAAAGAUGCCUUCCGUUUUUCAAAGCUCUCCGGGAGCCUAAGAACUUCCAGUGGACUAAUGAAUGUCAACAAGCAUUUGACGAGCUCAAACGAUAUUUGGCAUCCGCACCCCUGCUGUCCAAGCCUGUUGAGGGAGAAUGUUUAUAUCUUUAUCUGGGGGUGUUGCAAGGUGCCGAGCAGAACUACCCACUAGCAGAAAAAGCUGCUUUUGCCCUGGUUUACACAGCUUACCAGUCCGCUGCAAAGGUGAUUAAACGCAGGGCGGCACAUUUCACUGUGUUAGAUAACCAGCUCUACAAGCGAGCAGCCUCAAUGCCCCUAUUACGCUGCCUUACUCCUUACGAGGCUGAAUACGCCCUGAGAAAAGUUCACGAGGGAGUAUGUGGCACGCACAUCGAUGGCAGAACUUUGGCUCGGAAACUACUGAGGCAUGGUUAUUACUGGCCCACUAUGGUCGAAGACGCACAGGACUAUGUCAAAAAGUGCCCGACCUGCCAGUUCAAUGCUGAUGAUAUCCACAUGCCAGGGGAAAUGCUAUCAUCUCUUACGUCUCCCUGGCCUUUUGCUCAAUGGGGGGUCGACCUGCUCGGUCCAUUCGUCAAAGGCAAAAGAGGCUGCAUUUUCCUGGUCGUUGCGGUGGAUUACUUCACCAAGUGGAUAGAAGCUAAACCAUUAUCCACGACAACAGAAAGGAAAAUCGAAGAAUUCUUGUUCAAUUCCAUAUUGUGCAGGUUCGGCAUACCUAAGCGGAUUAUCGCCGAUAAUGGGCCACAGUUCCGAGCCGCAGCACUGAGAUCGUUUUGUAACGACUAUGGCAUCGAGCUCACAAUGACAUCCGUGUAUACUCCACAAUCCAACGGGCAAGCUGAGUCCGCCAAUAAAAUCGUCUUGCGAGGCCUCAAGACACGCGUUUUGGCUGCGCAUUCUACUUGGGUUGACGAGCUCAACAAAGUGCUUUGGUCUUGUCGUACCACACCAAGCUCGGCCACGGGUGAAACCCCUUUCAGCCUGGCCUAUGGAGCUGAAGCCGUCAUCCCAGUAGAGGUUGGAUUGCUAUCCGAUCGAGCAGGCCGACAUGACGAUCUCAAGAAUGAGCAACUUUUGAGAGAAAACCUGGACUUCGUAGAAGAGGUCAGGGAGAUGUCUAGAAUAAGAAACGUGGCACAUCAAAACCGUGUUGCAAAAUUUUACAAUAAAAGGGUUCGAGCCCGCCAGUUUCAAGUUGGCGAUCUGGUUCUACGCAAGGCUGGGUUAACUAACACUCAUUCACACAUGGGUAAGCUCGCUCCUAAUUGGGAAGGUCCCUAUAUGGUGGUUCGGGUUAAGCGACCUGGCUCUUACGUGUUAGCAGAUAUACAUGGGCAACAGUUACCUUACCUUUGGAAUGUACAGAAUCUUAGGAAGUUUUACAGUUAAUGUGUGUUAUAUUAUUUCGCUUGAGGUACUAUCCAUCAGUUGUAAACAAAUGAUAUACCGAAAA
This is a messenger RNA of Rubroshorea leprosula, 4604 nucleotides long. The record is from the annotation of a GenBank genome assembly. Lineage: Eukaryota; Viridiplantae; Streptophyta; Magnoliopsida; Malvales; Dipterocarpaceae.